This is a messenger RNA of Porites evermanni, 1824 nucleotides long. NCBI's taxonomy places the organism in Eukaryota, Metazoa, Cnidaria, Anthozoa, Scleractinia, Poritidae. The record is from the annotation of a GenBank genome assembly.
AUGGCUGAUAAGCUAUCCGUGAGUGAUAGUGUAACUAAAGUUUAUCAAGCUGCUCGUGACGGUUCUACUAAUCUGGCUGCUCUUUUAAAGCGGCUGAAACCUGAACAAAGAAAAACCGCUUUGAAGACGAAAACUAAAGAUGGCAGCCAUUUUGUCACUCCUCUUAUCAUCGCUGCCCAUAAUGGACACCUGAAUUGUGUGCAGAUUCUUCUGAAAUAUGGAGCAGACAUUGAGGCUCGAGGAACGCUUAAGAAAGAAGACGAAGUUAUAGAGGGUUGUACACCUUUGUGGGGCGCUGCUGCUUCUGGUUGUCUUGAUGUUGUGAGAUUGUUAAUCGAACGAAAUGCAGACGUUGACGGCAGAACAUCGACGGGUUCGACUCCAUUGAGGGCUGCUGCCUACGUAGGACACCUUGACAUUGUGAGAUGUUUGGUUGAGAGCGGGGCAGAUGUGAAUGCACGCAACGUUGACGGGUACACCCCUUUACUAGUAGCGUGCCACUGGGGCCACUUAAAUACUGUUACUUAUCUUAUUAACAAAGGCGCUUUUAUUGACUUGCAAUACAAAGAUGGCGACACUGCACUUCACGAAGCUGUUCAAAGGGGCCACUUGAAGAUUGUCCGUGAACUUUUAGCUCUUGGAGCAUCACAAAGUCUGGCAGAUAAUCGAGGUUUAACACCUCUUCUUUAUGCCUGUGAUUUAUGCUCCAUUGGAAUAGUGGAGCAUAUCAUCAACAGACCGGAAUGUACAAAGGAACAGAGAAUUGAUGCUCUUGAACUUCUUGGUGCCAACAUUGCUUUUUAUCUACCUCGUAACACUGAGAAAGCGCUUAGUUACAUGAAACGUGGGAUGGAGGAGAGAUAUGAAGAUCUGGCACAUCCAUUGCUUAAAAAGAAAAUGGAACCUGUGGAAGCUUAUCAAAAUAGAAAAGAGAGUCAAACUCUUGAGGAACUUGCUCUGUUAGAAGGUGAUGAUCAUGCUAUCAGCAUGGAAGGACUUAUAAUCAGAGAAAGAAUCCUUGGGCCUGACAAUCCAGCAAAUCUGCAAAAAAUCAGAUACCAGGGAGCUGUUUUAGCAGACUCUGAGGAGUACGAGCUUUGUAUUGGUUUGUGGCAACGAUGCAUGGAGAAAGCCAUAAACUGCGAUUUUCCGAUAAUAAAAGAUCUUGAACGCCUCCCGGCUUUAUUCGGAGAAAUGUUACAAAAAGGUAAAGUUUUAAGACCAAAUUUUAUCGAAGACGUGUUUGAAAUACUGGUUGCUGCAAGUGAGAAGCAAACCGAAAAACGUAUGUCUAAAAAUUUACAAGAGGGGCAGGAAAACGAGGAGCUAGAAAAAACGCUUUACUGUGCUCUCUAUCUUUUGGUAAUAUACAUCAAAGUUAAAGGUCAAAACGCCAACAUGAUUGACUUCCUUCAAAGAUUCUUGCUUUUAAACCCUCGAACCAAUGAUGGAAAUACUCUACUGCACUUAGUUGCGUGGCAUGAAACACCAUUUUUUUCAUUAAGAGAAGAAACUAUGCGUAGUGUGUGCAAGCUUCCCUGUAUUGAGACCAUGAAGCUUAUCUUACAUGCAGGGUGUAAUGUAAAUGCCGUUAACACCGAGGGAAACACACCUCUCCAUCUAGCUGUGAAGUAUAAACCUGCUGAGCCUGAAGAUGUCGAAAUUUUGAGAGAAAUGCUGCUGUUGUUGUUAGAUAUCGGUGCAGAUCCAAAGCUAGAAAACAAAAAUGGUCAAACACCACUGGACAGCUGUGAAUCUGACGAAGCUCGUAGGAUCUUGUCCGAGAAAGGAAGACUGAGUGCGAUGAACGCCGAAGUCGGAGAU